AUGACCUCCAGUCGUUCACGCGAUAUGGAGGGCAAAAUCGUGCUCAUCACUGGUUCGACAAGUGGACUAGGUCUUCACACAGCGAAAAAUCUCUUCAUAAGGGGUGCAACCGUUAUCCUGACAUGUCGUGAUGAGGUGCGUGGACGAGCCGCUCUAGAGGCCGUGCAAUCACAGUUAGACAGUAGCGAGGAGUCACCAGAAGGUCGACUUUACCUCUUUACUCUGGAUUUGGCUUGUUACCAAUCAAUUCUGACUUUCUGCAAUGAGAUAAAGCAGCAUUUCGACCGUAUCGAUGUGCUUAUUAACAAUGCUGGUGUAAUGGGACUCGCGCGUUUAACGGCAAAUCGCUGCUCAACAAAGGUCUAUGCCAUUCGUCCCGGGUUUGUUGGAGGAACUGAGCUGGGUCGUGAAACUCACUGGCUUCUGCGAUCAUUGGCAGCGCCAGUCAUCUGGAUGGUUUCGAAAAAUUUGGAUCAGGGCAUAGAGUCCAUCGUACACUGUGCUGUGACGCCUAAUGAUGAGAUGACAUCGGGCGCUUUCUAUCAUAAUUGCCAAGAAGAGGAUUACGGGCCUAUGCUUUCUCGUAAUGGGAUCGAGAUGCAUUUCGCUACGAAUGCAUUCGGUCAUUACGUGUUGGUGAACAAUUUGUUGAUGUUGCUGGAGAGAAGUGCCGACGGAAGAAUCGUCAUUGUAUCCUCCGGACUGUAUAAAGGUGUGAAUCACAUUCCAUCAAUUCGUCAGCUGAUGGGUGAGCACGACUGGGAUUAUCAGGCAAGAUUUGCGUACGCCGUGAGCAAGUUGGCCAAUUGCCUACAUGCAGUAGAGUUGGCUAAGCGUUUAACGGCAAAUCGCUGCUCAACAAAGGUCUAUGCCAUUCGUCCC
Ostertagia ostertagi is the source of this 882-nucleotide messenger RNA. The record is from the annotation of a GenBank genome assembly. NCBI's taxonomy places the organism in Eukaryota, Metazoa, Nematoda, Chromadorea, Rhabditida, Trichostrongylidae.